AUGUCGGCGUCGAGGCGGCUUUCAGCUUUGUCGGGACAAGUUAGAGCAGCGAGCACCAUGAAGGAAGCAAUCGUGUCGAGAGGACCCAAGGUUGAGAUUAUUGACACCACAAUCCCUAAAGCUGGGCCUGGGCAGGUCGUUACCAAGAUCAUGUUCUCUGGCAGCAAUCCAAAAGAUUGGAAGCGACCCGAGUAUUGGGGCGCCAGAGGCACAGGCAACCAGGGCGAUGACAUUUCAGGCGUCGUCCACGAAGUUGGUGAGGGCGUCUCCGAAUUCAGGCCAGGCGAUCGCGUCGCAGCCAUGCACGAGAUGAAGCAGCCGGGAGGGAGUUACGCCGAGUAUGGUGUCAGCUGGGCAUACACGACAUUUCAUCUGCCCGACAAGACUUCCUUUGAAGAGGGCGCUGCACUGCCUCUGACUGCCUUGACCGCUGCGUGCGGUCUCUAUGCGCGUCUCGGCCUCCCCGAGCCGUGGCUUCCUGUGUCUGAUUCUCAAAAGAUUCCACUGGUCAUCUGGGGCGCCUCAUCAGCCGUUGGAUCAUACGCCAUUCAGCUCGCCAAACGUUCCAACAUUCACCCCCUCAUCUGCGUCGCCGGUCGGGCGCAAGGGCACGUGGAGAAGCUGAUUGACAGAAGCAAGGGCGAUACGGUUAUUGACUACCGCAAAGGUCAUGAAGCUGUGGCUGAAGAGAUGAAGGCCAGUUUGAACGGGGCCAAGCUCGAAUACGCAUUUGAUGCUAUUUCCGAGGAUGGCUCGUACCAGACCAUUUGCGAGGUCCUCGAUCACCACACGGGAAAGAUAACCAAUAUUGAUUUUGGAUACGUGUACACGAGGUAUUUUAGCAAGGGUUUGGAGGAGGGUUGGUUGAAGGCGCAGCCGCAGGAGAUCAUCCCAGGUGGAUUGGCAGGUGUUGAGAAGGGCUUAACGAACCUCAAGAAUGGUACUGCGAGUGCGGUCAAGUAUAUCUUUAGGAUCGCCGACACUCCAGGUGUACAGUCAUGA
This is a messenger RNA of Fusarium vanettenii 77-13-4, 1002 nucleotides long. RefSeq lists its product as uncharacterized. The transcript is spliced from 4 exons. Lineage: Eukaryota; Fungi; Ascomycota; Sordariomycetes; Hypocreales; Nectriaceae. The record is from RefSeq and is a predicted model, not a curated record. The coding region runs from base 1 to 1002 and encodes 333 amino acids. Gene Ontology annotation, molecular function: oxidoreductase activity, acting on NAD(P)H.